UCUAAACUCUUCAGCAAUCCUCCAAGAGUAGACCUCUCAGUCACCAUUCUCUCUUCAGUCACAAUUGCAAAGUUGACCAAAACAUAGCGUUAACUUGCAAUUUGCCUUCUUAUCUGCAAAAUUGUGAAAACUCGAAGGAGCUUCAAAAACUUUUGUUUUUUGACUUUUGUUUUUUAUUUGAAAGGAUUCAUCUCUGCAAGUGAAGCUGUGCGCCCUCACAGCCUGUCACUGCAGACUCUGGGCACAGCACUUGGAUUUAGAAAGAAGGAUUUUCUCCUUUUUUUACUGCGAGCAGUUAUUGUUUAAUUUCUUCGCAUGAAUCUACUCGACCCUUACCUGAAGAUGACAGAAGAACAGGAGAAGUGUCACUCUGACGCUCCCAGCCCCUGCAUGUCUGAGGAAUCCGCAGGCUCACCGUGCCCGUCCGGCUCCGGCUCGGACACCGAGAACACCCGGCCGAUCGACAACCACCUCCUCUUGGGUACAGACUACAAGAAAGAGGGAGACGAAGAGAAGUUCCCCGUGUGUAUCAGAGAUGCGGUGUCCCAGGUGUUGAAGGGUUACGACUGGACGCUGGUGCCCAUGCCGGUGCGCAUUAAUGGCUCAAGUAAAAAUAAACCUCAUGUCAAAAGACCCAUGAAUGCAUUCAUGGUUUGGGCUCAAGCUGCACGGAGGAAGUUGGCCGAUCAAUACCCGCAUCUGCACAACGCGGAACUCAGCAAAACCCUGGGCAAACUUUGGAGACUGCUCAACGAAACCGAGAAGCGCCCGUUUGUGGAAGAAGCUGAGCGUUUGAGAGUGCAGCAUAAGAAGGAUCACCCCGACUACAAAUAUCAGCCAAGGCGGAGAAAGUCUGUGAAGAACGGCCCCAACGACCCCGAGGACGGCGAGCAAACCCACAUCUCUCCAACCGCGAUCUUUAAGGCUCUGCAGCAGGCCGACUCUCCAGCCUCUAGUAUGGGAGAGGUGCAUUCUCCAGGAGACCACUCAGGUCAGUCCCAGGGCCCACCAACACCCCCAACCACCCCAAAGACAGAGCUCCCUACCAGCAAAGCUGACUUAAAGCGUGAGGGGCGCCCCAUGCAAGAGGGCACCAGUCGCCAGCUCAACAUCGACUUUGGCGCUGUGGACAUUGGGGAACUGAGCAGCGAGGUCAUCUCCAACAUGGGGAGCUUUGAUGUCGAUGAGUUUGAUCAGUAUCUGCCCCCUCACAGCCAUGCUGGGCUGAAUGGAGCGGCGCAGGCCGGCUACACCAACGGCUACGGCAUCGGCAGCUCCUCUGUCAGCCAGGCGGCCAAUGUCGGGGCCCACGCCUGGAUGGCCAAGCAGCAGCAGCAGCACUCUCUGACCACCCUGGGUGGAGGAGGAGAGCAAGGCCAGCCGGGCCAACAGAGAACCACCCAGAUCAAGACAGAGCAGCUGAGCCCCAGCCACUACAGUGAGCAGCAGGGCUCCCCACAGCACAUCACCUACGGGUCCUUCAACCUGCAGCACUACAGCAGCUCCUCUUACCCCUCCAUCACCAGAGCACAGUAUGACUAUUCAGACCACCAAGGUGGCGCCAACUCCUACUACAGCCACGCGGCUGGCCAAGGCUCCGGCCUGUACCCCACCUUCAGCUACAUGAGUCCCAGCCAGAGGCCGAUGUACACCCCGAUCGCAGACACCACCGGGGUGCCCUCUGUUCCCCAGACCCACAGUCCGCAGCAGUGGGAGCAGCAGCCCAUUUACACACAGCUGUCCAGGCCAUGAGGCGGCCCUCGGCACUGACUGUACAACACCCAUCACAUGCAUAGACUUCUCUCUGCCGGGUCCUUUGUGCCACCGUGCCACCAUGCCACACCCUUCGUUGCCAACAGAAAAACAUGAAAGGACUUUUUUUAUAGUACUGAAAAUAUAUCUUUGGAUUGGCUCACAACAGUGCCUUUUGUAUCGGUUGGAAUUGUGAUUAUAUUUUUUUAGAUAUAAUGUUUAAAAAAAGUGAAAUCCUCUGUGAGGACAUACUGGUUAUAAAUAUGUUAGUAUGUACUGUGUAUGUGUUCUGCUCUUCUCAUCAUCGUCAUAAUUUGUGUCAUCAGCAUCCUCAUCAUCACGUUUAGAAGAUUUAACACAUCUGAACGAGCGGGAAUGCCGGGUAAAAACACCCUCAGUGGCCUUACUUCUCACUAAUGUAUUUUUUGUACAAAAGCAAGAAACAUCAGUUUACUGACACUGCCGUCUUAUUAUACCUAAAGCCUACAUUCUGCUUUGAAUUGUUGUACUGUACAUAUUUUAUUGUAAUUUCCAUGAGAUGCAGGAUUGAGCAAUGCAGGUUUGAAAUAGAUUACAUUUGUUUGGCCAUGAUAUGACAGUGUCAACAGUGACUUAGUUAAAUGUUCUUGUUCUUUGCUUUAGCUCAAAGUAUUGUGUUGGAAACGCUAUAGCAGGUGCCAUGUUAUUCUACUAGGGGCCUUACCGUGUUGCUUCAUGUAACUGAGCAAUGCUUACUUUUAUCUGGGUACUGCCUUGAUACCAUUGGUGCCUCUGGAACCACAGUGGAGAGGCUCUUUCCUCUGGCAUUGCAGUGUCAAAACCACAGCAUAGUUCUGACUUCCUGCUUGUGGAGAUGCAGGAAGUGACCUUUGACCUGAUUCUCCUCAGCAGCCAGCAGGUCUGAGUCUGGCGUGCUUCUAUCAUUCCUACAGCUCCAUCCUUUUUUCUAACCUUUUUCCUAAUUUAUUCUUUAGAAUUAAUUUUAUUUGGAAAUAACUAUUUGCAAUUAUCUUUUUAAUUACGCAGCAGCUAACUGAGAUAAAAAGUUCCUCAGUGGAUUAGUUUGCUGUCAUAUGUGGUACAGAUUUGUUUAUUUAUCAUUUGUAAAUGUUUCCGUAUAAAAGUUUCUUUUAUUCAGGAUUUAGUUAUUGUACAGAUUACUUAUAUAAUUACACAAUGAGUCUCUCUAUAAAAAAAAGAAAACUGGAAGUGUUCUCCUUUUCUUUCUAACAAAUGAAUUAAUGAGUAUGGAAGUUGCGACGUUUGUUUUUGUUAAGGAUUUGCUGGAAUCAACAAGAUACUUUUUGUUUUUGGAAAAAAGUUGUGUUCCUUAUUUUUUAUUCUGUAUCAUUAGUUCCCAUUUUGUCAUCUCCUUAAUGCAGUUUCUGUAGGUAAACAUGGCAUUGUCUUAAAAGCUUAUCUUUUGUAUUAUAUUGUUUGCAAUAAAAACAAAACCCUGAGAAAUA
Trematomus bernacchii (emerald rockcod) is the source of this 3218-nucleotide messenger RNA. RefSeq names its product SRY-box transcription factor 9a (gene sox9a). The transcript has 3 exons. Bases 316 to 1752 code for a protein of 478 amino acids. Lineage: Eukaryota; Metazoa; Chordata; Actinopteri; Perciformes; Nototheniidae. The record is from RefSeq and is a predicted model, not a curated record. Gene Ontology annotation, biological process: heart development; morphogenesis of an epithelium; negative regulation of transcription by RNA polymerase II. Gene Ontology annotation, cellular component: nucleus. Gene Ontology annotation, molecular function: RNA polymerase II cis-regulatory region sequence-specific DNA binding; DNA-binding transcription factor activity, RNA polymerase II-specific.